Messenger RNA from Eruca vesicaria subsp. sativa (arugula), 1134 nucleotides. The record is from the annotation of a GenBank genome assembly. Lineage: Eukaryota; Viridiplantae; Streptophyta; Magnoliopsida; Brassicales; Brassicaceae.
AUGGGAAGAGCGCCGUGUUGCGAGAAGGUCGGGAUAAAGAGAGGGCGGUGGACGGCUGAGGAAGACCAGAUUCUCUCCAGCUACGUUCAGUCCAACGGUGAAGGCUCUUGGAGAUCACUCCCCAAAAAUGCCGGAUUAAAAAGGUGUGGAAAGAGCUGCAGAUUGAGAUGGAUAAAUUAUCUUAGAACAGAUCUCAAGCGUGGGAACAUAACUCCAGAAGAAGAAGAACUCGUUGUUAAAUUGCACUCCACUUUGGGAAACAGGUGGUCAUUAAUUGCGAGUCAUCUACCAGGGAGAACAGACAACGAAAUAAAAAAUUAUUGGAAUUCUCAUCUCCGCCGUAAACUCCACAACUUCAUCAUCAGAAAGCCAUCCAUCUCUCACGACGUCCCUGCUGUAAUCAUGAACGCUCCUCCAGCGUCACCGCACCAGCUUACAAAACGCAGACCAGGGAGAACCAGCAGAUCCGCCAUGAAACCUGAAACACAUAACCAAAAAAUACGAAAGACUAAUAAAAGUAUGUCUGCGCCGUCGGAGGCAGAAGCUGACAUAGUGGUUAAAGGGGUGGCAGGAGAAGAAGCAUUAAUGAUGGAGUUAAAUGGAGCCGAGGCUGAGCUAGGACCAUGCAACUACGAUGGAGCCUGUCAUGAAGGAGUAGAUUGUCGCAAUAAUAAUAAUAGCAGCAUUGAUGGCGAUAAAGGAGUUUCAUCUUUUGAUGAAGACAUCAUUAAUCUUUUGUUGGACGAAUCAGAUCCAAGCCACAUGUUCACAUCGUGUGGUGGUGAUGAGAGGUUGAAUCAUCUAGGAGACUCUGAACAAGCCAAAGGGUCUAAGGAGAUUUUGAACCAAGAGAAUCUCGACUGCCUUCAGUCUUGUCCGUCGAUGGAGUCGUUUCUCAACUAUGAGCAUCAAGUCAACAAUGUUUUCACUGCUGAGUUUAUUGACUGGGGCUGUAUUUGGCAAGAACGGACUAGCAAUAACAUUUGCGAUGAGAAAGAGGGUUCUGAUUCAAUGGUGUCAUGGCUUUUGGACGGUGAUGAUGAGGCCACAAUCGGGAAAGGUAAUUGCGAAAACUCUGGAGAACCAUUGGAUCAUGACGAGGAAAAUGCGUUGGUCGCCUGGCUUCUGUCUUGA